AUGGCCGCCUCUGCCGCAAUCAAGGUUGUGGUGCUAGACAUCGAAGGGACAGUCUGUCCCAUUUCGUUCGUCCGUGAUGUUUUGUUCCCCUAUUUUCUGGAAAAGAUCCCAGAGACCGUCAAAUCAGAAUGGGACAGUUCACGGUUCAAGGAGUAUCGAGACGCAUUUCCUGAGGAGUUCAGAUCCAGCCAGGAGGCUUUCCAGGCUCACGUGAUCGACCUGGUGUCCCGCGACGUCAAGAUAGCAUAUCUCAAGUCGCUCCAGGGGUAUAUCUGGCAAGAGGGAUAUGCUUCAGGGGAGAUCAAGGCGCCGCUCUUCGCGGAUGUGCCAACCGUCCUGUCUAGGUGGCAUGGGAAGGGGAUCAAGUUGAUCAUCUACUCCUCCGGAUCAGUGCCCGCCCAGAAGCUCCUCUUCAAGUACACGAACGCUGAGCCCUCGGAUCUUACUGUGCUCCUUACAGAUUAUUUUGAUACAGUCAACGCAGGCCCCAAAACCGAGGCAGCAAGCUAUGAGAAAAUUGUUGCCAAACAUCCAGAGUUCUUGCCGGAGCAAUUUCUAUUCCUCAGCGACAACGUCAAGGAGGUGGAUGCUGCCAUUCAGGCGGGCAUGCGGAGCGCGGUUGUGCAACGUCCUGGGAAUGCAGAUCUUCCUACUGAGGUAUAUGACACUCACCAGGUCGUCGAAACAUUCGACUCGAUCGAGGAGGACUUCAACGUGAAGACGCUGCAGACACUUGGCAAGAGAUCCGCGGACGAGGCUGCAGCCGACGAGAAACCGGAAGCUCAGCCGGCUGACACAACGGAGCCUGAAGGCGCGCCGGACUCCAAGAAAGUGAAGACUUCCAUUGGUGAAGAGGGAGCGACCCAGGGCGAGGAAGAGCCCGCCGAAGAGCCGUCCCAGAUCGACAAGCUCCUUGCUCAGGCCGUCGGGGAUGCGCCUAUCACUCCUACAGAGACCACCAGUGAACCUACCGAGCUUGCGGAGUAG
Neoarthrinium moseri is the source of this 987-nucleotide messenger RNA. RefSeq lists its product as uncharacterized. NCBI's taxonomy places the organism in Eukaryota, Fungi, Ascomycota, Sordariomycetes, Amphisphaeriales, Apiosporaceae. The transcript has 3 exons. The record is from RefSeq and is a predicted model, not a curated record. Gene Ontology annotation, molecular function: magnesium ion binding; acireductone synthase activity. The coding region runs from base 1 to 987 and encodes 328 amino acids.